AUGCCCGUACCUGAAUCCGAGUACCUGAGUCCGGUAUGGAAGGACGGCAUCUUUAAUGGCAGAGUCGCCUUUGUCACCGGUGGCGCUGGAACCAUUUGCAGUGCGCAAACCCGCGCUCUCGUCCGCCUCGGAGCGAAUGCCUGCAUUAUCGGCCGAAAUGUCGAAAAGACGGAGGCUAUGGCCAAGGACCUGGCCACCGCGAGACCCGGCGCCAAGGUCAUCGGUAUAGGUGGCUGCGACGUCAGGAAUCCCCAGAGCCUGCAGGAUGCCGCAGACAGAUGUGCUAAGGAGCUCGGCAGCAUCGACUUCGUUAUCGCGGGAGCUGCGGGCAACUUCAUCUCGCCAAUGUCCAGCAUGAGCCCUAAUGCCUUCAAGGCCGUCAUCGAUAUUGACGUCCUAGGCACUUUUAACACGAUCAAAGCCACAAUGCCCUAUCUUGUUGAAUCGGCAAAGAAGAAUCCCACGCCCAGCAAGAAUGGCUUAACAGGCGGCCGCAUCAUCUUUGUAUCGGCAACGUUUCACUACACCGGCAUGCCGUUGCAAGCCCACGUAUCAGCCGCCAAGUCCGCCGUUGACGCUCUUAUGGCCUCCGUGACACUGGAAUAUGGUCCUUUCGGAGUCACUAGCAAUGUCAUCGCCCCUGGCCCCAUCAGGGACACGGAGGGCAUGGAGCGCCUGUCCAGCAGCAAGGCGGACCAGGCCGCGGCUGAUGCCGUUAUACCCCAGGGCCGGUGGGGUUUUAUCCGGGACAUCGCCGACUCCACUGUUUACUUGUUCAGCGACGCCGGCAGCUUCGUUAACGGACAGGUGAUCCCCGUCGACGGCGGUGCGUGGAGGAGACAGGGCGCUCUAGCCGUCGGAACUGAUGCGGACAUGAGGUACCCGGACUUCCUGCUCAAGGGUGAAAUCUCCAAACAUGUAAAGAGUGGACGUAAGACGACAUCAAAGCUGUAA
Messenger RNA from Colletotrichum truncatum, 954 nucleotides. RefSeq names its product histidine acid phosphatase. Gene Ontology annotation, molecular function: 2,4-dienoyl-CoA reductase (NADPH) activity. The record is from RefSeq and is a predicted model, not a curated record. Gene Ontology annotation, cellular component: peroxisome. Gene Ontology annotation, biological process: fatty acid catabolic process. Lineage: Eukaryota; Fungi; Ascomycota; Sordariomycetes; Glomerellales; Glomerellaceae.